AUGGAUGCAGGAUCUCUACAUGAAUCAUUUUUUUCUUUAGUCACCGGGAUAAAAGAAGCAAAACGUGCAUGGGAAAUUUUGGAAACCAGAUUCGGAGGUACCAGUGAUGUCAAGCAGUCAAAACUUCAAUUGGUACUGUCAGAGUUUGAAGCUCUCAGAAUGGGUGAAGAGGAAACGAUCUCAAUUUUUCACAGUCGUGUUCAGAAUUUGAUGAAUAGAGCCUCAAUACUUGGUGAACCUUUUACAGAUGAGAGAGUAGUCAAAAAGAUUCUUCGAUCUUUGCCAAAACUUUUUCGAAUGAAAUCAGCAGAAAAGGAAAAUGACAUAUAUGAUGAAACCUUGGCCCUGCUAACCAAGAACUUUAAGAAAAUCUUGAAAGGCUUUAAUCGAAGGAGUCAUGGACAAUCUAACAGGACACAGUACAAAGGUGGAAACUCCUCAUAUAAUAAAACAGAAACACCCUCUUUCACACAGAAUAGUCUGUCCCAGACUUGCCGAACAAGACAAACCAGAAGUAAUUCGACUGACACAGUUAGACCUCUCAACCGAUCAGUGCAAUGUCGAGAGUGUGAGGGAUUCAGACAUAUACAAUCUGAAUGUGCAACGCAUAUCAAGAGGAAGAAGGCUAUGUCUGUGGCUACUCUAAGUGAUGAUGAGGAGGAAGCAUCAAAUGAUCAGUCCGAUGACAAUGUGGGAAACUUUGUGGCCUUCUUCACAGCUACAGAAAAUCAAUCAGAAGAGAAUGAAUCCGAUGAAGAAUCGUACAUUUCGUCAGAUGACUUUGAAGAGAGAGUCCGAGAUAAAGCAGAUCAACUGGUAAUGGAAGGAACACGAUCCUCUGACAACUGUUAUGUUCUGACUAACGAAACUGCAUGUCGUCUAUCUAAAACAGAUGAAUCAAAACUGUGGCAUCAACGAUUGGGUCACAUAAACUUCAGAGAUAUGGAUAAAAUAAUCAAAUUAGAUGUUGUUCGUGGGAUACCUAAGCUCAGGAUAGAACAGGAAGGAGUUUGUGGUGCAUGUGCCAUUGGAAAGCAAAUAAGGGCUCCCCACAAAGCAGCAAAAGUUAUCACUAUUGAGAGAUGUCUAGAACUGGUCCAUAUAGACCUCAUGUGA
Molecule: messenger RNA, 1116 nt
Organism: Ipomoea nil (Japanese morning glory)
Lineage: Eukaryota; Viridiplantae; Streptophyta; Magnoliopsida; Solanales; Convolvulaceae
Exons: 5
Coding region: 1-1116 (371 amino acids)
Source: RefSeq, a predicted model, not a curated record